Messenger RNA from Hevea brasiliensis (rubber tree), 1930 nucleotides. RefSeq names its product phosphoinositide phospholipase C 2. Gene Ontology annotation, biological process: phosphatidylinositol-mediated signaling; lipid metabolic process. Gene Ontology annotation, molecular function: phosphatidylinositol-4,5-bisphosphate phospholipase C activity. The record is from RefSeq and is a predicted model, not a curated record. The transcript has 9 exons. The coding region runs from base 106 to 1839 and encodes 577 amino acids. NCBI's taxonomy places the organism in Eukaryota, Viridiplantae, Streptophyta, Magnoliopsida, Malpighiales, Euphorbiaceae.
UAAGUUCAUUCUAUCUUUCUUUCUGGAUUUAAGAAGACGAUAUAUAUACAUGAAAACAUAAACAACUUGGAAACUAGACUCUCAUUUCUCUGUCUGUAACCGACGAUGUCCAAGCAGUCUUUCAGGGUCUGCUUCUGUUUCAGGAGAAUAUUCAAGGGCAGGCUGCUUGAGCCUCCUGAAGACGUCAAAUUCCUCUUCAACCAAUACUCGCACAAUGGCACCAUGACCCUCGACGACCUGCACAGGUUUCUGAUUGAAAUUCAAGGAGAAGAACAAGCCACAAAGAAUGAUGCUCAAGCCAUCUUCAACAGCCUCAAGCAUCUCAACAUCUUCCAAAGAAAGGGUCUCCACCUGGAAGCCUUCUUCCGAUAUCUUAUGAGCGAUCUCAAUGCUGCUCUCUCUCCAUCUAGUGGGGUGCACCACGACAUGGAUGCUCCACUGGCUCAUUAUUUCAUGUUCACGGGCCAUAACUCCUACUUGACUGGAAAUCAACUUAGCAGUGACAGCAGUAUUCAACCCAUCAUAAAUGCUCUACGAAGAGGCGUAAGAGUAAUUGAGUUAGAUUUGUGGCCAAAUUCCAAAAAAGACAAUGUUGAAGUUCGCCAUGGAGGGACACUUACUUCUCCAGUAGACCUCGUUAAAUGUUUAGUUGCUAUUAAAGAAAAUGCUUUCCAUGCAUCUGACUAUCCUGUUGUGAUAACUUUUGAGGACCAUCUAACUCCAGAUCUUCAGUCCAAGGUAGCCAAGAUGGUCACUAAAACAUUUGGAGACAUGCUGUUCUGCCCCAAAUCAGAUCAAAUGAAAGAAUUUCCUUCUCCAGAAUCAUUGAAGAAAAGAGUUAUGAUAUCCACUAAACCACCGAAAGAGUAUAUUGAAACUAAGAAUAUCAAGGAAAAUGAGACAAGGAAAUCAUCAAAGAAAGAACACUGGAAGGAUGAGAAGGCAUCUUCCGAAAGUGAACUUGAAACUAAUGAUAAGGACCAGCCAUAUCAGGAAGAACACAUUCCAGAUGAAGAAGAAGAGAAGACAGUUCCUGAAUACAGGAAUUUAAUUGCCAUUCAUGCAGGGAAGCUGAAAGGUCCAUUAGAAAACUGGCUAAACGUAGAUUCAGACAAAGUUAGACGUCUCAGUUUGAGUGAACAAGAACUUGAAAAUGCUGCAAGAACAAAUGGAACCGAUAUUGUCAGGUUCACUCAGCGGAAUUUGCUGCGGGUAUACCCCAAAGGUUCUCGCCUUGAUUCCUCUAAUUAUGAUCCUUUUAUUGGUUGGACCCAUGGAGCUCAAAUGGUUGCAUUUAAUAUGCAGGGCUAUGGGAAAUACCUCUGGGUGAUGCAUGGGAUGUUUAAAGCAAACGGUGGCUGUGGUUAUGUGAAAAAACCUGAUUUCUUAUUGCGACUUGGCCCAAACAACAAGGUUUUUGAUCCCACCGAGCAAUUACUUGUAAAAAGAAUUUUGAAGGUGAAAGUCUUCAUGGGGGAAGGGUGGGAUUUGGAUUUUCGGCGAACACAUUUUGAUCUGUAUUCCCCACCUGACUUCUUUGUCAAACUUGCAAUUGCUGGAGUCCCAGCAGAUAAAGCUAAGAAGAAAACAAAAAUAAGAGAAGAUGACUGGCUACCAGAAUGGAACGAGGAGUUCGAGUUCAAACUGACUGUUCCUGAAUUGGCUAUACUCAGGAUUGAGGUUUUUGAGUAUGACUCAUCAGGACAACAUGACUUUGGAGGCCAAACAUGUUAUCCUGUAUCAGAGUUGAGAACUGGGAUUCGAGCAGUGCCAUUACAUGAUCGUAGAGGAGAUGUAUACAAGAAUGUAAGGCUCCUUAUGCAAUUUGAAUUUGCUUGAUCCUAAUGUACUGCAAUGCACUAUGCUAUUACUGAAGGUCGUGUACAUACCAUAUACCACUCAUGCUGCAGAUAUGCUUUUAUUGCUUUUA